CUCGUACCAUUAAUUUUCUUUUUAAAAUAUUGUGUUGGGUGUUUUAAAAUAUGUAUCAGCUAUAAGGAAUAAUCAUUAAUUCAUGACGAACAAGCGGGCUGAAGCCAGGGCCGGCCGCGGGUUUCGACGGCAAUGUUUACGGUCACCAUGUGAAUGGGCGCGUUGUUCGGGGGGCGGCGAGUGGCCCUGUGUGGCGCUGAGAUUCCCGCAGGCAGGCACUGUGGAGCCGUGUCAGUGCUGGGCAGCCCCUCACACGUUAAAGGGCGCCGUUACCUCUCACUCAAGCAUUCACAGACCUCCACAGAGCCUCUCAAAGAACGCAAGGGAGGACCUUCAGGGGAUGAGCCAUGAGUAACCCUGCGAGUGAGCUGGAACGCCCCUGCACCAACGCCUCCAACAGACAGGCGUGGGGGCAGGAUGGGCGUGGAGGAGGCGCGGGCGGGGCGGGUGCGGCGGUGGUGGACACGUACGAUUAUGACGACGGGGAGGAGAUACGGAAGAAGGGAUGCUGGUACAAAUUCUCCACCUUCGUGUCCCGCAUGUGGGCCACCCGGCAGAUGACCAAAAAGGAGGACCGGGAGAUCUAUGUGAGGACCACGCUGAGAGAACUGCUCGUCUACAUCAUCUUCCUCAUCGUCCUCUGCAUCAUCACGUUCGGCAUGACCUCCCCGACGAUGUACUACUACACGAAGGUGCUGAGCGAGCUGUUCCUGGACGCGCCCUACCCCGACACCAAGAACACCUUCAGGGCCUCCACGCAGGUGCUCGACUUCUGGAGGUUUUCAGAGAACGUGUUGCUGGACGGCCUGUACUGGGAACACUGGUACGACGUGAGCGAGACGGACACUACCAAGGACGACCGCAACAUUCUAUAUGAGAACAGACUCCUGGGCGUGCCCCGCGUCAGGCAGUUAAGAGUCCACAAUACAUCGUGUGAGAUACCGCCAGACUUCCAGCGAGUCAUCCGUCAGUGCUUCAGUGAAUACGCUCCAGCCAACGAAGACACCUCAGAGUUCAGCCCUAAUGGAGAGAAUACUACCGCGUGGAAGUAUUUUUCGGAGAAGCAGCUGAAUGGGUCUGUCCACUGGGGCAAGAUUGCUCACUACUCAGGAGCCGGCAGCUAUGUGGACCUUGGUUCAAACAGAAACGUAACAAAAAUCAUUCUUGCCGAGUUGCGUGAGAAGCUGUGGAUCCAGAGAGGGACCCGAGCUGUGUUCUACGACUUCACUGUGUACAAUGCCAACAUCAACCUCUUCUGUGUCAUCAAGCUGGUGUUUGAGUUUCCAGCGACGGGCGGCAUCAUUCCAUCAUGGGAGUUCAGGACGGUGAAGCUGCUGCGUUACGUCACCCCAAAUGACUUCUUUGUGUUGGCGUGUGAAUGCAUUUUUGUGUUUUUCAUAAUCUACUACAUCAUUGAGGAGGCCAUAGAGAUCAAGGCACUCAAGUGGUCCUACUUCAAGAGCACCUGGAACAUCUUAGACUUGUUGGUCAUUGCGAUAUCCCUCCUGUGCAUUGGCUUCAAUGUCUUCUGCUUCUUUACCAUCAGCUCCAAGCUACAAGAGCUAUUAGAAGACCCAAACAUCUUUGCAGACUUUGAAUUCUUGGGUUACUGGCAGAUACAGUUUAACAAUGCUGUUGCUGUAUGUGUCUUCUUUGCUUGGUUCAAGCUGUUCAAGUACAUUUCCUUCAACAAGACAAUGACACAACUGUCCUCUACACUUUCAAGAUGUGCCAAGGACGUUGCUGGUUUUGCCAUCAUGUUCUUCAUUGUGUUCUUCGCAUUUGCACAGCUCGGGUAUCUCCUGUUUGGUACGCAGGUGUAUGACUUCAGAAAGUUCAUGGAUGCAGUUUUCACGUUGCUGCGAACAAUUUUGGGAGACUUUAACUUCCAUGAUAUUGAGGAAGCCAACAGAAUCUUGGGGCCAAUCUUCUUCAUCAGUUAUGUCUUCUUUGUCUUCUUUGUUCUGCUGAAUAUGUUCUUGGCCAUCAUCAACGACACAUACACAGAGGUGAAAGCAGAGAUUGCCAGUCAGCGGAAUGAGUUUGAGAUUGCCGACUACUUCAAGCGUGGCUACAACAACAUGAUGGGGAAGCUGGGCAAGAGGGACAAGAUUGUUGACAUUCAGAAUGCUCUCAAGCUCUCUGGUAACAAUGGAGAUGGCAUGUUGUCAUUUGAUGAGAUACGAACAAAUUUAAAAAGAUGCAACUUCUCUGAUAUGGAAAUUGAGAUGUUCUUUGCUAAGUACGACACGGAUGGCAACCGCCUGCUUGAGGCAGAGGAGGUCAAGAGGAUGUUGGCUGACCUUGAAGGGCAGAAAGUUAACCUGGAAAGAGAAAUGAAACACGAGAACCGCCCCAGCAGCGGCAAGGUCAGUGGGGAGAGUGUGACCCGGCCAGCCUCAGCCUCCUCCGGGCACGGCUCCAUCACCUCCGUCUCCUUCGAGGAAUUCUCUGUGCUGCAGCGUCGAGUUGACCGGCUGGAGCAUAGCAUUGGCAGCAUUGUGAGCAAGAUAGAUGCUGUGCUGGUGAAGCUGGACACGAUGGAGAAGACCAAACACAAGCGCAAGGAGACCAUGGGAAAGAUCCUUGACACCAUCACAGAGAACGAUGACAUGGACGACUCCGCCAAGAGGAAGCACAUGGAGCAGAUGGUCCGGGACGAAUUGGAAAAAUGGGAUGGAGAUACAAGUCCCUCUGCACACCGGAAAUGAAAAUGGAUUGGAACUCCUUUAGUGAAGAGAUCUGAGUCAUAGCAAAACGGUACUCCUCAGAAGUAUCAGAGUGGCAAAUGAAACAUCGACAAGAAGAUAGUGCAAUAGUCAUAUGUAGGCUAAUGUUAUCCCUUGUGUAGAGGAAUAGUAUAUUUAUAUUACACACACACACACACACACGUAUAUGGACAUAUUUAUUUAUUCAUAUUUUUAUGUAUUACUUGCAAGUUUUGUUCUAGUUUGUUGAUGCAUGGAAUAAUGGUGACGUGUCUUGUGUUGUGUACAUUUGUGUUAUAUCAAUUUUACUUUGUAUAUUUUGCCAAUUGUAAUAUAGUAUUGAUUUUCUUUACUUUAUUAAGAGCUCGGCUAUUUUUUAAUAAUUUGAAUGUAAAGGUACAGUUGAUAUGCCACUAAUAAAUAAAAUGAUAUAUUUGUUUUCCUUAUAAAUCUGAAAACACUAUCCUAGUGAACAGAAAAAGGCAGGAUAUACCUAGCAUAUUUGUUAUUGUACAAUUAAAUUUUCUACAUGAUCAGGUUAACAAGGUUUACUCCUAAUUAGACAGUUUACUUAUAGAGCAGUAUAGACAUAUAAUACCCAUAAUUAAUUCAACAUUCUUCUUCUUAAUCAAUGCAUAGUGGCAGUGGUCAGUAAACUAGUGUUCCAUCAACUACCACAUGUUAACCCUGCCUUUAGCUUUUGCCUGUCAGACAGGCACUGGAACAAAAACACAGGAACUGACUUACUUUAUAUUUGGCAUGUUGUGUUUUUUUUUCUAUCAGGGAUAAUUAUUGCUGUAUGCAUGAUAAGUUUAGGUUGUUUAUAUAUUUACUCAUCACUGUUAAAAGUGUUUAAUUUUCUAAGUUCAGUGUGUAUAAUUAUGAUUUUUUAGCAUCUGUGAUAGCAGAACACGAGUACAAUUAUAUAUAAUGGCAAUAUAAUUAUGAAUGAAAAAUGUUAGGCCAAGCUAAUGAGAGUGGAAUUCCCUAUGCACACAGUAGUACUACCCCUACCUACAGGUUAUCAUAUCUGUUUACCUAUGAUAAAGUGUUGUGUGCAGGAUGUAGAUUGUUUAGUAUGUUGCAGUCUUGACAUCAUUAAUUCAAAGUGUGUUUCAUGAAAGUUAGUAAUCAAGGAAAUUAUUAUUCCAGUAUUAAUAAAACCAAAAAUGAA
Messenger RNA from Eriocheir sinensis (Chinese mitten crab), 3882 nucleotides. Its product is annotated as polycystin-2-like. Gene Ontology annotation, molecular function: calcium channel activity; calcium ion binding. Lineage: Eukaryota; Metazoa; Arthropoda; Malacostraca; Decapoda; Varunidae. Gene Ontology annotation, biological process: detection of mechanical stimulus. Gene Ontology annotation, cellular component: membrane. The coding region runs from base 348 to 2711 and encodes 787 amino acids. The record is from RefSeq and is a predicted model, not a curated record. The transcript is spliced from 18 exons.